AUGGCUUUUCUGGUGGGCAUGGCUGCACUGAAUCAAAUGGGGGAUCGUGACCUGAAAGAGUUGGGGUUACCAAUGUUUAUAGGUCUUGGCACACAUGCUGAGUUUUCUAUGUACGUUUAUACACCUGCUUCUGCUGGGGGGAAAUUUUAUCCACAUACAGUGCCACGCUUGGUCUUACUCCCAUUAUCACUCUAUGCCUGUAGUUUUGUAUCAGAUGCGGACCAAGGAAGAAGAUUCUCCUCGCCAUCUUGUCCCUGUCUAAACGGAAACCAUGAUAACUACAUGCUACAUGAGUGUGGUUCUGGGCGAUCAGUUAUUCCCAUCAAGGCUGGUUUUGUAGCUCACUUUGGCCGUCGGAAGGCUGGAACUUGA
Messenger RNA from Ilex paraguariensis (yerba mate), 372 nucleotides. Lineage: Eukaryota; Viridiplantae; Streptophyta; Magnoliopsida; Aquifoliales; Aquifoliaceae. The record is from the annotation of a GenBank genome assembly.